Messenger RNA from Dreissena polymorpha, 1039 nucleotides. Its product is annotated as myeloperoxidase-like. Gene Ontology annotation, molecular function: peroxidase activity; heme binding. Bases 188 to 1039 code for a protein of 283 amino acids. The transcript has 6 exons. Gene Ontology annotation, biological process: response to oxidative stress. NCBI's taxonomy places the organism in Eukaryota, Metazoa, Mollusca, Bivalvia, Myida, Dreissenidae. The record is from RefSeq and is a predicted model, not a curated record.
GUUGGCAGUGUCGGUAGCUGUAAAAACCGGUGCAUAUGUUCUAAGAUUGCUGAAUACAACGAACGCACACUUGCCAGCCGACGAGGGAGACAGCACGUGUCAUCUUGAAGGAGAGUUUUACCCUAUACCCAAUUACUGCCCCGAAUCUGGUGACCCAAGGGUAAGCGAGAAUGUAGGACUCGCGUCCAUGCACACGAUAUUUCACCGUGCCCACAACAGCUUUGCCAAUGGUCUGGCGAAGAUAAAACCCGACUGGGACGAUAAGAUGCUGUAUCAGAAUGAAAGAAAGAUUUUGAUCGGUGUUUGGCAGAACAUUGUGUUCGGGGAGUACUUGCCGCUGAUAAUUGGUCAACCGGCAAUAGAGAACUACAAGAUCGAUGUAACGGACACGUACAACGAGAAAACAGACGCGACAACUACCAACGAAGGUGGAAUAGCUUUCCGGUUCGGUCACUCAACCGUGAGCCGUUUGAUAGCUCUUCAGGACGAGGACUACAGCCUAUCUAUGCCGCCCGAAACCUUUAAAGACCACUACUUUUUGACUAAAUUAUACCACAUUUUUGAUGGCCGCGGUCGUGAGGACGUGUUUAGGUGGACGGUGGAUUCGGCAUGUCAAAAAAUGGACAGAGGUCGCGACCACGGUUUUCCGGGAUAUAACGCCUACCGUCGCUACUGUGGCCACGAUCCGGCAAGGGAUUUCAGUACGAUGCGUGGCGGACUAGUAAAUAUGGACAGUGACGUAGCUUCGCUGCUGCAGAAAGUCUACAGCUGUCCGGACGACAUCGAUAUCUUCACGGCGAUAGUAACAGAGCAAAGAAGUAACGGGGCAAUAGUAGGGCCACUCGGCCAGUGUAUUAUCGCGGACAUGUUUAAGCGUUUCCGCGAUGGUGACAGGUUCUUCUUUGAGCGCAACAACUCUUUUAUUGGCUUUCCUGAAAAUAAAAUCACUAAAUCAUUGUUGAUCUCUUCGCAGCAGUUGAAAGAAGUGCAUAGUUCUAAAAAGGUCUUUUUCUCAGCUGGCAUAAAGAUGGUUCAUUAA